This is a messenger RNA of Onychostoma macrolepis, 2408 nucleotides long. RefSeq lists its product as uncharacterized. The transcript has 7 exons. The coding region runs from base 362 to 1171 and encodes 269 amino acids. Lineage: Eukaryota; Metazoa; Chordata; Actinopteri; Cypriniformes; Cyprinidae. The record is from RefSeq and is a predicted model, not a curated record.
UGAAUGAACCAAUUUGCUGUACAUUUCUUUUAAACAGACAAGCACUUUCAGUAGUCAAAACGUACAAUAUAAUUUAGUAUAAUAUAGCAUACACCUGUGUAAACAAGUGUAAUAUGGAAAAUACUACAAAUGGCUGCAUUUUAGUCAUUAUUAAAUGGUGAAAAUUUCACGACAGGGAAGUUAGACAUAUUGAGAAAGUUCAGUAAAAUGCAUUUGAACUGCCUACUUUGUACAACUAGCUACAGUCUAAAGUCUGGUUGAAGAUUGGCCCUAAAUAGUAACAAGGAAGUGAGAGAAAGCCUGCCAGGCAUAUUUGGUUUCAUUCUCUGCAUACAUCAGGAUCAAUUAAAAACCAUUCGGCAUGUGGCAAGCAGGAGUCUUUUGUUUCUGCAUCUAUACAGCCUGUCUACUGGAUACUAGCUGUGCUAAGAUCGGAUAUGAAGGAAAAUACGUAACCUUUAAAGCCAUUUAUCCACCGGACUACGAGACAAACACCAAGUACUUCGGCAAAACUGAUGGUUUCUUCUUCUUUGAGAAACUGGUUCAGACGUCUCAUCCCAACUGGUGGGCAAAACAGGGGCGAUUCGCACUAUUCGACAACACGUCCACGCACGUCCUUACGGCCGCCAUCUUGAGAUUGGCCGCAGAGGAUUCUGGCAAUUAUUCGUUCGGCGUGGAUAUUAAACUGCUGCCUGAUCUGACUGGUGAUGAAAUACAACUGACUGUCGUUAGAGGUGAAGCACAGAGACCCACAACUCCAGCAAAAGUGAUUGUCUACAGCACAAGCAGUCCUGCAAAUAUCACAGCACAGAACUGGGCCAAGACUAGAGAUCAGGAAUCUUACACCAGAUUUGUGACAGUAUUGAGUCUGGUGUGUGUUUGCACACUUCUGGUUGUGUUUCCAUUCAUUCUGUUUAAAGUUAAAAAAUGGCCUCCUGCCUGCAAGCUAUCAGUUUCUGUGUCUUAUCACACCAGGAAGACAUCAGCUCAAGUUGUUGACGAGUAUGUGAAAAUGAGUUCAGUCGUCCUUACAAACUCACCCAUGACUCAAAGUGAUAAAGAUUCAGUUGUCGAGGACUUUCACAGGACUGCAAACAUAGAAGCAGCACCCAACACAGAUGCCUGCUACGUAGAUCUCGCACAACAGUCCGUUUAUCAGAGUAUUGAUUAAACUACUGACUGACCACAGAUGGCUCAUUAACAGUCAAUUAAAAAUGACAUUUUCUUCACUGAAACUAUUUUGCAGUUUACACUUUACAAUAAGGUUCAUUUUGUUCACAUUAGUUAACAUGACCUAACAAUGGAAAAUACUUCUAAAGCAUUUAUUAACAUUAACAUUUACUAAUUAAUUCUUAACUCAAAGGUUAUAUCUGUUAUUAUGCCAUGGUCUGUCUGAAUACUCGAUUAUGAUUGGCUGGCAGGUGUUGAUUAAAUUUGUUGAACUGCAGGUAGUUCCAGGUCAGUUUAAUCACGUUCUAUAUUAAUGCACUUCCUAUAAACAUUGGUAACCAUAGUAACAUAUAGUUAGAGUUGAAUAGUAAUACAGACCGUCAUUUUUAUCGUUCCGGUCAAAUAUUGCAGCGCAAAUAUUAUUAACAUCUUUAAUAUGUGAAUGCUGGCAAAUGACCAUGGCAUAAAUGGGAUAAUCAACGGCUAGCUGUGCAUUAAACGAUUUUAAUGCACUUCGCGGAGGCAACCGCUGCGCGUCGGGUGUUUCUUCGCCUCCACGUCGUGCAUUCAAAUCAUUUAAUGCACAGCUAGCCGUUGAUUAUCCCUUACAUAUUGUUUAAUGGACCUGAGCUAACAUGUAGUGUUUUUGUUAAAUAGUGGUAACAAAGAUUAAUACAUGUGAUCCUGGACCAAAAAAAACAAGUCACAAGGGUCAUUGUAUUUAUAGAUCAUUUAUAAACUGAAUAAAUGAGCUUUCCAUUGAUGUAUGGUUUGUUAGGAUCGGACAAUAUUUGGCCGAGAUACAACUAUUUGAAAAUCUGGAAUCUGAGGGUGCAAAAAAACAUAAAUAUUGAGAAAAUCUUUAAAGUUGUUCAAAUUAAUUUCUUAGCAAUGCAUAUUACUAAUCAAAAAUUAUGUUUUGACAUUUUCAAAACGGUGGGAAAUUUACAAAAUAUAUUCAUGGAACAUGAUCUUUACUUAAUAUCCAAUGAUUUUUGGCAUAAAAAAUGGAUAAUUUUGACCCAUACAAUGUAUUUUUGGCUAUUGAUACAAAUAUGCCUGUGCUACUUAUGACUGGUUUUGAUCUCCAAGGCCACAUAUACUGUAUGUAACACAUGUAUUUCUCAUUGUUAAUUAAUGCAUUAACUAACAUUAACUAAUUGAACCUUAUUGUGUAAUGUUACCAACUGUCAUCAGUUUGUUAUGUCUUGAAUUCAUCAAUAAAGUAAAAUCAUUGA